Molecule: messenger RNA, 789 nt
Organism: Cucumis sativus (cucumber)
Lineage: Eukaryota; Viridiplantae; Streptophyta; Magnoliopsida; Cucurbitales; Cucurbitaceae
Exons: 3
Coding region: 193-561 (122 amino acids)
Biological process (GO): proton motive force-driven ATP synthesis
Molecular function (GO): proton transmembrane transporter activity
Source: RefSeq, a predicted model, not a curated record
UUCACUCUUCUGUCCAUUGAAAUUCUCAAAAUCCCAAAGCUUUUCUUCUCUCUCUUCCGCACAGUCUCGGAGCUCCUCUUUCUUCCUCCAACUAGCGGCCAGAGAAAAGCAUCCACUUCCUUUCUCAAUCUUCUCCCUCACCGUCACUUUCCCUAUUCCCUCAAAGUUUUUCUUUAGCUUUGUGUUGAAUUGAUGGCGUCCAAGUUGCAUCAGUUGCAAUCCAAGGCUUGUCAAGCUACUCAAUUUGCUUGCAAACACGGGUCUUCCUAUUAUAAGCAGUUACUGGAGCAGAACAAGCAAUAUAUCCAAGAGCCAGCUACUGUGGAAAAAUGCAGCUUGCUUUCAAAGCAAUUGCUUUAUACUCGGCUUGCUAGCAUCCCAGGUCGUUAUGAAUCAUUCUGGAAAGAACUUGAUUACGUGAAAAACUUGUGGAAGAACAGACAGGAGCUGAAAGUUGAAGAUGCCGGCAUUGCGGCCUUGUUUGGGCUGGAGUGCUUUGCAUGGUUUUGUGCCGGUGAGAUCGUAGGAAGAGGGUUUACAUUCACAGGUUAUUAUGUCUGAGAUCGUCCUCAGUAAUUUAUGGAAGGGAUAAUGACAAUGACAAUGACGACUUCCCUUUUCUUUUCUGGCGGGUACUCCGCAUACAAUUUUUUUUCCUAUUAAUUGAGGAUUCUGUGAGCAACUCUUAGUAGAUUUAAUAAUAAUCAAUGAAUUCCGAGGGACCAUGAGGGAUCCUAGCGUUGUUUUCAGUAAUUUGCAUAUUCUUGGUGAUCCAGUUUUGAAUUCUAA